Messenger RNA from Prosopis cineraria, 681 nucleotides. RefSeq names its product agamous-like MADS-box protein AGL61. Gene Ontology annotation, biological process: positive regulation of transcription by RNA polymerase II. Bases 1 to 681 code for a protein of 226 amino acids. The transcript has a single exon. The record is from RefSeq and is a predicted model, not a curated record. NCBI's taxonomy places the organism in Eukaryota, Viridiplantae, Streptophyta, Magnoliopsida, Fabales, Fabaceae. Gene Ontology annotation, molecular function: protein dimerization activity; DNA-binding transcription factor activity, RNA polymerase II-specific; RNA polymerase II cis-regulatory region sequence-specific DNA binding.
AUGGAUCUUCUGAAACAAACCAAGAAAACGACAACCACAGGUCGCAAGAAGAUCGAGAUAAAGGAGAUAGACAAGGACUCGAACAAACAAGUUACCUUCUCAAAACGACGCACCGGACUGUUUAAGAAAGCCAGCGAGCUCUGCGUCUUGUGCAAUGCUCAGGUCGCCAUGAUCGUGUUCUCGCCGGCCGACAAAGCCUUCUGCUUUGGCCAACCCAACGUUGAAGCCGUCCUCCUCCGCUACCUCCGCGGAGGAACAGAAGACCACGACGAACCUGCUAUCAGGCAGGCGGCGAGCGAGACCAGUCCGGUGUAUUACGAGGAACUUAACAGACAACACGAGGAAGCAGUGAAGGCGUUGGAGAUGGAGAAGCAACAAUUGGAGGAGAUAGAGAAUGUGGCUAAGGUAUGGAACAGAGGAAACUGGUGGGACGAACCGAUUGAUGAGAUGGAUUUGGAUCAGUUAGAGCAGUAUGUGGUGGCCAUGCAUGAGUUAAGAAGAAAGGCGGCUGAGAAGGCCGAUGAGAUGAUGAGGGUUGCGAUAAUGCCGUCGGUGCCAUCGUUUUACGGAGAAAGUUCAUUGGGCGGUCUUCUUAAUGGAGGUGGUGGCUAUGGCGGUUUUGCUAAUAACCAGUUUGGUGGCGGUGGUCUUGUUGCUUAUCAUGACAAGUUCGAAUUUUGA